AUGCCUUUAUCGAGUAGCAGGUCGUCUAUUCUUACAUAUCUGGCGCUGGUGCUGUUGGAUUUUUACUGGGAAGCGGUGUCUGGGCAGCUCUCCUACUCCGUUUCAGAGGAGGUAACCCCGGGAACUAAUGUUGGAAACAUCGCCAGAGAUUUAAACCUCAACGUGCAGGAUUUGGAGUCCCGUUCGUUUCAGAUUGUUACAGGAUCUAAGAGGAAAUACUUCGAGGUAAAUCUAAAGAAUGGAUUUCUAUAUGUCAAUGAGAGGAUAGACCGCGAGGAGCUUUGUACGGAUGAGCCCAAAUGCACUGUUAGCGUAGAGGCUGUCAUAAACAACCCAUUAAAGCUUUACCGCGUAGAGAUAGAAAUAAGAGAUGUGAAUGACCAUUCCCCGUCGUUUAACACAAAAUCACAAGCACUGGACAUCGCAGAGAACACCUUGCCUGGAUUUAGAUUCUCUUUAUCGGAGGCAAGUGAUGCCGACGUGGGUAAAAAUGCUGUUAGUGCCUAUAGGCUGAGUCCAAACGAAUAUUUCAGUCUUGCGACACACAAGAGAGGAGAGAGUGUAUCACCGGAGUUAGUGCUGCAGAAAGCUCUAGACCGGGAGAAACAGCCAAGUAUACAGCUCCUGUUAACUGCGGUAGACGGCGGAUCUCAACCAAAUUCAGGAACGUCAGAAAUACACAUCAAUGUACUUGAUAAUAAUGAUAACGCACCAUUGUUCAGCAGUACUCUUUAUAAAGUUAAAACGUUUGAAAAUACCCCGAUUGGCGCUGCAAUCUUCACUUUAAAUGCCACCGAUGCUGAUGAAGGCACAAAUAGUGAAAUAGUAUAUUCUCUUCGCAGUAAGGAUCAGGACCAUAUACUGGAUAUUUUCAAAAUUGACCCUGACACAGGGGUCAUUACAGUUAAAGGCAAAAUAGACUAUGAGGAAAGAAAGGCUUUCGAGAUCCGGGCAGAAGCCAGGGACAAAGGCCAGCCUCCUAUGUCUGCUCAUAGUAAAGUGCUGGUAGAAAUAAUAGAUGUAAACGACAACGCUCCUGAAAUCACUGUGACGUCACUGCUCAAUAAAGUAAAUGAGGACGCGGGUCAAGGUACUGCUAUUGCACUUGUUUCUGUCCUAGACAGAGACAGUGGCAAAAAUGGUGAAGUGAAAUGUGAGAUUUUAAACACGGUUCCGUUCAAAUUGGAGACUAAUUACAAAAACUACUUUUCUCUUGUGGUUGAUGGACAUCUAGACAGAGAAGAAACUCAGCAGUACAAUGUGACAAUAUCAGCUACUGAUGAAGGGAGUCCUCCUCUUUCGAACACAACUGUUCUUACUAUUUAUGUUUCUGAUGUUAAUGACAAUGCGCCAUAUUUCCAAGAGCCUGUGAUUAAUGUAUAUGUAAAAGAAAACAGCAAAGUAGGCACAGUUAUCAAAACUGUGACUGCAAUCGAUGCUGACAUCAGCAACAAUGGUCAGGUGAGCUAUUCCCUUUUAGACAAUAAUGACAAACCACUGCCACUUACCACAAUGAUUAACAUCAACUCAGAGACAGGAGACAUAGUCAGCCUGCAGUCUUUUAACUAUGAGCAGAUGAAAACCUUUCAGUUUAAAGUCCAGGCCACAGACUCUGGUGUUCCUCCGCUCAGCACCAACGUGACUGUCAACGUUUUCAUCCUGGAUGACAAUGACAACAGUCCCUCGAUUCUCGCGCCCUAUUCUGAGCACGGCUCCGUUAACACUGAGAGCAUCCCCUAUUCUGCUGAAGCGGGAUACUUUGUGGCAAAGAUCAGGGCUGUAGACGCUGACUCGGGAUACAAUGCGCUGCUUUCUUAUCACCUCUCUGAGCCCAAAGGAAACAACCUCUUCCGGAUCGGAACCAGCACCGGGGAAAUCAGGACUAAGAGGAGGAUGAGUGACAACGACCUGAAAACUCACCCCUUGGUGGUGCUGGUCUCUGAUAACGGAGAACCCUCCCUGUCAGCUACUGUGUCUAUUGAUGUCACGGUGGUUGAAAGCUCAGCUGACAUCCAGACUCAGUUCAGACAUGUACCCAUAAAGGAGGACAGCUUCUCGGAUCUAAACCUGUACCUGCUGAUUGCCAUCGUGUCGGUGUCAGUCAUCUUCCUACUGAGCCUCAUCAGUUUAAUAGCUGUCAAAUGCCACAGGACAGACGGCAGUUUCAGCAGGUACAGCGCCCCCAUGAUCACCACCCACCCUGACGGGAGCUGGUCUUACUCUAAAUCUACUCAGCAGUAUGACGUCUGCUUCAGCUCAGACACGCUCAAGAGUGACGUAGUGGUUUUCCCCGCAGCGUUUCCACCUGUAGACGCGGAGCUGAUCAGUAUUAACGGAGGAGACACGUUUACCAGGACUCAGACUUUACCUAAUCAUGAAAAGGUAGGAACAUAA
This is a messenger RNA of Monopterus albus (swamp eel), 2394 nucleotides long. Its product is annotated as protocadherin alpha-8-like. Gene Ontology annotation, cellular component: plasma membrane. NCBI's taxonomy places the organism in Eukaryota, Metazoa, Chordata, Actinopteri, Synbranchiformes, Synbranchidae. The transcript has a single exon. Gene Ontology annotation, molecular function: calcium ion binding. The coding region runs from base 1 to 2394 and encodes 797 amino acids. Gene Ontology annotation, biological process: homophilic cell-cell adhesion. The record is from RefSeq and is a predicted model, not a curated record.